AUGCUCCUUGCGAUCUGCAUACUAGCAACGUUAGCUGCAUCAUCACCAAUCACAUAUAAUUGCAGAGAUAAUCAUGGAUCACGCUCUGAUUACCGGUUUGAAAUCAGACACGAUGUUGUUAAGCAGAAAAAUGGAGAUCAAGCGGUAGAUAAAUACAACAAAAAUGUUAACAAACAUUAUUCAGUCAAAUCUAAAGACAUUAAAAAUCGUAUCGAUGAAUAUAAAGAUCUACAAAAAGAAAAGAAAGAACAAAGAGUCUAUGACAUAUUUGAUUAUUUUAAAUUUCAUCCGGAAAUAAAAUUCGGUCAUAGUUUUUAUGAUGGAUUUAUAGACAAUACAGACCCAAGAAAUGAUAGAGAAGAUUGGGAAACAGAUGAAUCUAACAAUUCGGAUGACUCUAAUAAAGACAAAUCCAACAAAGAUGUCACAAAAAGUUUUGAUGAACAUAGUAAUGAUAACGAGGGUGAAUUCGAACAGAAAAAUAGUCAUGAUGUACAUGAUAAAAACAAAAGUUACUCUAGUGAUUUAGUUGACUUUAUCGAAGAUAAUAAAGAUGAAAUACAAGAGAAAGACGUUGAAUCAAACCAAACAGACGUGCAGAUUACAUCAAAAGAUAAUAGUAAGCCAGAGCAUAAAGAAAAUUCCGACGACAAAGAGGACGAAAAUAUCUCAGUGCAGGACAAAGAAUCUUCUGAUUCCAAGACUGAAGAACACAUUUCUUAA
Messenger RNA from Parnassius apollo (apollo), 723 nucleotides. NCBI's taxonomy places the organism in Eukaryota, Metazoa, Arthropoda, Insecta, Lepidoptera, Papilionidae. The record is from the annotation of a GenBank genome assembly.